This is a messenger RNA of Lontra canadensis (Northern American river otter), 2104 nucleotides long. RefSeq names its product LY6/PLAUR domain containing 3 (gene LYPD3). The record is from RefSeq and is a predicted model, not a curated record. Gene Ontology annotation, cellular component: plasma membrane. NCBI's taxonomy places the organism in Eukaryota, Metazoa, Chordata, Mammalia, Carnivora, Mustelidae. Bases 517 to 1554 code for a protein of 345 amino acids. The transcript has 5 exons.
ACUCCAUACCUCCUUGGAGCUCCCUACACUUCUCCCUUCAUUGUUCCAGUUGCGUAUAACAGUUUGUGUGAUUACUUAAUUAAUAUCUGUCUCCCCCAUCAGACAGUGAGCUUCAUGAGGACAGGCACCGGUUCGGUCUUAACCUCCAACAGUCGCCCAAACCAAAGCUUGCCCACGGUUAAGUACUCAUUACAUAUUUCUGGAGUGCUGCGUGUCGAGUAGACCCUUUUCCCAUUCUGAGCCUCAGUGCUUUUCCCUCUCCCGUCACCCCCCCAAACACAGACUUUCUCCUGGGAACUGUCAGGGAACCUUGACUCCCCGCCCCUUUCCCUCUUCAGCAGCUGUGGGUGACGCACCCAGGGGCGGGCGCCCCGCCCCACUGCGGACGCUGAUUUGGCCUGGUUGGGCAAGGCCAGGGUUGCCUGGGGGGAGGUUACUCAUCCCGGGCUCAGGUAAGAGGGCCCAGGUUGGGAGGCGGCACACCCAGGGGGAACGCUGAGGGAGCAGGACGGAGCCAUGGACCCUGCCAGGAAAGCAGGCGCCCAGGCAGUGAUCCGGACUACGGGCUGGUUGGUCCUGUUGAUGCUCCUUCUUGGAGGAGGAGCGCAGGCCCUGGAGUGCUACAGCUGCGUGCAGAAAGCAGAUGACGGAUGCUCUCCGCAGAAGACCAAGACAGUGAAGUGCGCGCCGGGCAUGGACGUCUGCACAGAGGCCAUAGGGGCGGUGGAGACCAUCCACGGGCAGUUCUCUGUGGCAGUGCGGGGCUGCGGUUCGGGACUCACGGGCAAGAAUGACCGCGGCCUGGACCUUCACGGGCUACUGGCCUUCAUCCAGCUGCAGCAGUGCUCCCAGGACCGCUGCAACACCAAACUCAACCUCACGUCCCGAGCGCUGAACCCCGCAGGCAAUGAGAGUGCAUACCAGCCCAACGGUGCCGAGUGCUACAGCUGCGUGGGGCUGAGCCGCGAGGCGUGCCAGGGUACGGCGCCGCCCGUCGUGAGCUGCUACAAUGCCAGCGACCGCGUCUACAAGGGCUGCUUCGACGGUAACGUCACCCUGACGGCAGCAAAUGUGACUGUAACCUUGCCUGUUCGGGGCUGUGUCCAGGACGAGUUCUGCACCCGGGAUGUGGUGACAGGCCCAGGGUUCACACUCAGUGGCUCCUGCUGCCAGGGGUCCCGCUGUAACUCGGAUCUCCACAACAAGACCUUUUUCUCUCCUCGAAUCCCACCUCUUGUUCUGCUGCCCGCUCCUAAGCCCACCACUCUGGCCACAACCACCUCCGUCACUACUUCUACCCCAGCCCCAACCACACUCGUCUCUACCAGCAAGCCCACCUCAGCCCCAGCCAGCCAGACUUCUCCACAGGAAGUACAUCCAGAGACCUCCCGGAAAGAGGAAUCUAGCUUGGCUGGAGGCGCCCCUGGCCACCAGGACCGAAGUAAUAUGGGGCAUCACCCUACAAAAGGUGUGGCAUAUAGUAAAGGCUCUGUGACUCCCUUCAUUGGGCUGGUGGCCCCUCUGUUGUCUGUGGCUGCUGGCAACUUACUCUGAGUUUUUCCAUCUAGAAACCAUCUUGCCCUAUUCCCUGGCUCUGGGCGCCCUCUCUUCCCACUACUUCCCUUUCCCGGACUGGACUGGGCUGGCCCAGCCCCCAUUCUUCCAAUCUUCCCCACUCUCCCCAGCUUCUGCUGCACUGGUUUGCGGCUUUGGGAAAUAAAGUUACCGUUGUCUAUAUCCUGCCAGGGUGUCGCAGCUUUUUGAAGGCAGCAAAUGCAUCUCCCUCAUCUCUAUCUCUCUUUCCUGUCCUCAUGGUGCCUAGGACCGAGAAAAGUCAGGGCUGUCUUAGGGAAAAUGGGAGAAACAAUGAUAAGCUUCCUCUUUGCCUUCUUACAGCCAAUCUGGAAUAUGGGGGGUAGAGCAGGGUACUCAUGCGUUCCUCUGCUUGGCUGCUGUCCCUGCCCCCCAUCUCUGUGGCAAUCGUUUGGGCGUCUGACAUCCUUACUAGACUGUGAGCUCCUCAAGGGCAGGGACCGUGCCUUAUGCCCCUGUGUGAUCAGCUUCUGGCACAGAAAGGUCUCAAUAAAAGUUUGGUUCCUUUGUA